GAGAGAGAGGGAAAGGGAAUUGAAAGGUUUCAUUUUUAUAUUUGGUGUUUAUGUGUUUGAAAAAUAUAUAAAAAGAUACAGAAGAAAUGGGGUAAGUGGGAGGGAGGGAGACUCUUCGUUGAUAGCAGAAGAAGAAACCACAUUAGGAAACUUCAAAGGUUAAAAUAAUGCAUUUCAUGGAAUAGAAAGCAGUGUAAAAAUGGUGGGUGGUAGUGAGAAUAGGAGGACUAAACAGAAGAGGAGAGUUGGUUUAUUGUAUGAUGAUCGAAUGUGUAAGCAUGCACCUCCUAACAAAACAGAUUGGCCAGAAAUCCCUGAUCGCAUCAAAUCCAUUUGGACCAAACUUCAAACAGCUGGUAUAACCCAAAGGUGUGUUCUACUGGAUGCCAAAGAGGUAGAAGAUAACCAAGUAUUGUUAGUUCACUCCCAAAAUCAUUUGAAAUUGAUGAAAGACAUAAGUUCCAAAAAAUUUAGUUCUCGAAGAAAGAAAAUUGCAUCAAAAUAUGACUCUAUUUAUUUCAAUGAAGGAUCAUCUCAAGCUGCUUCUCUUGCGGCAGGCUCUGUCGUACAGGUUAUUGAACAAGUUGCCAAAGGGGAACUAAGUUCUGGUGUGGCUAUUGUUAGGCCUCCAGGACAUCAUGCUGAACAUGAUAAACCAAUAGGAUUUUGUCUUUACAAUAAUGUGGCUAUUGCAGCGAAAUUCAUAUUGAAUGAAAAACCAGAACUGGGUAUUAAAAGAAUUUUAAUUGUUGAUUGGGAUGUCCAUCAUGGUAACGGUACUCAAAAGAUGUUUUGGGAGGAUCCACGUGUAUUAUUUUUCUCAGUUCAUAGGCAUGAGUUUGGAAACUUUUUUCCAUUUAAUGAUGAUGGUUUUUACACGAUGGUGGGCAAUGGACCGGGUGCUGGAUAUAAUAUAAAUGUCCCAUGGGAGAAUAAUCAAUGUGGGGAUGCUGAUUACAUUGCGGUUUGGGAUCAUAUUUUGAUUCCUGUUGCUAAGGAAUUUAAUCCUGACAUGAUUAUAGUGUCUGCCGGGUUUGAUGCAGCUGUUAAUGAUCCCUUAGGAGAAUGCCUUGUCACGCCAUUUGGAUACUCAGUCAUGUUGAAGAAGUUGAUGGAUUUCGCCCACGGGAAAGUUGUAUUGGCUUUAGAAGGAGGUUACAAUCUUGAGUCUACAGCGAGUUCAAUGCUUGCUUGUGUUGAAGUUCUGCUAGAUGAUAAACCAAAUGAUGGAUCUUUAGAUGUAUACCCGUUAGAGUCUACAUGGCGUGUAAUAAAAGCGGUUCGCCAUGAAUUACAUAUGUUUUGGCCAGUACUUGCAGAGGAAUUGCCAAAAACAAUAACUAAUCAAAAAGUACCUCUAAUUCCGUAUGUGACAUCUUCAAGCUCUGAUUCCGAAGUAGACUUUCUGGACAACCUCCCAACCAACAAAAGUUCUUUCGAAGAUCAAUUCUUGACAGCCAUGGCUACUGAGGUUGACAAUUUCAUCUCUCAUCAGUUUGCCAGGCCCAUGGAUGAACUCUUGGCCACUCUUGCUGGAGUCCACAGUCCCGAUGCUUCUCCACCUCCGGCUGCUUCUCAGUUGGUCACUCCCGAGGGGUUCUCCUCCAGUGCCCCUUCGGGCGCCAUUGUCUUGGUGGAUGAGGAGGAGGAGGUUGAGGAAGUUGAAAAAGGUGAAGAAGCAGAUCCGGCCGCCCUCGAGUGCAAGCGCAAGGGGAAGAUGGUGGAGGAGGAGCCUUCUAAGCGACCUUGUAGGGUGGACACUCGGGCUCCGAGCCAUGACUCUGGGAUUCCUUCCGAGGCGGAGGAAUACACUGUGCCUCGCGGCAUAGUGUUGACUCCGGUCCCGGGUGACGAGGAGAGACAGAAUCUUCGGGAGGCCAAAUACAAUUACGCCCUCGACGAGUACAGCCGGGGGCAUGCUGAAGUGGAGGCCUUGAAGAAAAUCUUACGGGAGGAGCAGCAAAAUACUCUCAACGAGGAGGCCUUCCGGAAUCCGUGGGACCUGAACAUGGAUCCGCUGACGGACUGGUUCAAUCGCUUCCUCGGGCCCACCUUGGCUCCUUUUGCCUUGGAGAUGACCAGCGAGUUUGUCUCCCAUCUGACUCAGUUCCCGCCUAAACGAUAUGCCGCUUGUGCCUCCUUGAACUCCAUUUACCAGGUUCAAGACAUUAGCAACGCCAUGGCUGCGAUUACUGCGGAGACCAGCCGCCUUUCCAAGACCUUAAUUAAUCAUGGCUUCGUCAUGUCCGAAUUUGGGGGCAUAGACGAGGCCGUGAGGAUCCUGCGUGACCUGUCUGCUGAAAGGCGGGCGAUCCAGGAGGAGGCUGAUCGAAGGGAGGCCCUCGCUAAGGCGAAGCUCAAGGAGGAAGCUAAACAGAGGGAAGCCCAGGCAGAGGCGAAGCUCCAAGAGGAGGCCAAACGGAGGGAGGCUGAGCUGGAGGCGAGGCAUCGGGAGGCGCUGAAGGCGGAGGGUGAGGCCGUCGCCAAGGCUAGGCGUGAGCUUCAGGAGGCCAGGGAAGCCAUGGACGAGAUGGCUGCCAAGGUAAAGUCCUUAGAGGAAUUGCACCAGGCAGAUCUGCAGUCUAUGACCAACCUGACUGUGGAGGUGAAGGAGUUGAGUGACUUCAAGGUUCAGGCUUUGGAAAAGGCCAAAAGAGAAGAACUCCUAACCCCCGUCUCCUGCAAGCACGCGCCAAACGCUUUGAUGAUGGCGUCUACAUGGCGUGGAAGUCGAACGGCCAGAGCAUCAAACUCGACUUCUAUCCCAAGCCUGAGGAGGCUCUUGCUAAGUUCCGGGAGAAGAAGAAAAAGCUUGAUGCUAUGCUUGAAGCGCGUCGGGGCCUUCGCCUUCCUCGUAUUGAUUAGGCCGCUGAGUCCAGCC
Molecule: messenger RNA, 2881 nt
Organism: Cannabis sativa
Lineage: Eukaryota; Viridiplantae; Streptophyta; Magnoliopsida; Rosales; Cannabaceae
Exons: 11
Biological process (GO): chromatin organization
Cellular component (GO): histone deacetylase complex
Molecular function (GO): histone deacetylase activity
Source: RefSeq, a predicted model, not a curated record